Molecule: messenger RNA, 1551 nt
Organism: Suillus clintonianus
Lineage: Eukaryota; Fungi; Basidiomycota; Agaricomycetes; Boletales; Suillaceae
Product: major facilitator superfamily domain-containing protein
Exons: 12
Coding region: 1-1551 (516 amino acids)
Biological process (GO): transmembrane transport
Molecular function (GO): transmembrane transporter activity
Source: RefSeq, a predicted model, not a curated record
AUGUCGACCUCUCCUUCAGGAACGGUUCGUGUUGAGAGCCCCCAUACUCACGUACCAAAUCAGAAUGAUGCGGAGGACCAUCAUGAUCAUCUUCCCCAGCUCCAUGGCGCCUCCACGAUCCCAGACGACAUCUUGGAGGACAAAAUUCUGGACAGCCUUCAACAGUUAGAUGACGAAUGGCAACAUGACCCAGUCAACCCCAUGAAUUGGCCUUCAGCAAAAAAAUGGACAACCACUGCAAUCCUUGCGCUCUACACGUUUGUAGCUCCGUUAGCAAGUUCUAUCAUGGCACCUAGUUUACCGGACGUGGCCAUAAAAUAUGGGAUAACCAAUCCAACGGUCACAGCGUUGACUCUUAGCAUUUUCCUUCUGUCAUUCGCCAUCGGUCCUCUAUUUACCGCACCGUUGUCCGAAGUCUAUGGUCGUGUGUGGGUUCUCCACAUAGCGAACCUCUUCUUCCUCGCGUUUAAUCUCGGCUGUGCUUUUUCACCCAACACUGCAUCUUUCAUCGUCUUUCGGUUUCUAGCUGGUUUUGCGGGGAGCGCGCCCAUAGCAUGCGGCGGGGGUGUCGUUAGCGACCUCUUCUCCGAACACGAUCGUGCCUCCGCUAUGGCACUAUACUAUAUCGGACCCUUGAUAGGUCCCGUUGUCGGGCCCGUCAUGGGAGGCUUCAUCGCAGAGUCGGUUGGCGUACAAUAUGAUUUCUAUAUCGUCGUAGCGAUCUGUGGUGUCGCCGCAGUGCUUGGAAUCCCUCUCAUGAGAGAAUCCUAUGCACCAGUUAUUCGCCUUCGUCGUCACAAAUUAUCUCCGGAUCUCGAAAAGGUAGCCGAAGGACAUCCUGUCUUCGCCGCACACCACAUGAAUAAAUGGGCUUACUUAUGGAUCAAUCUCAAACGACCCGUUAUCCUUUUGACUCGGAGUUUUAUAUGCUUCAUCCUGAGCCUAUACAUGGCUCUGAUUUAUGGUAUCUACUACUUGAUGUUUGCUACGUUCCCCAACCUCUUUGCGGAAGUAUACCACUUCAGCAUCGGAAUGGGAGGUCUGACAUACCUUGGACUUGGCGUUGGAUUCAUAUCUGCCACCAUUUUCGGUGCCAAAAUUUCCGACAAGAUAUACAUACGUCUCGCCGCAAAAAAUGGAGGAAAGGGUAAGCCAGAGAUGCGCGUGCCGGCUCUGAUAUUCGGUUCAUUAUUCGCCCCGGUGGGACUACUUUGGUAUGGCUGGUCUGCUCAAGCCGAGCUCCACUUCAUGAUGCCUAUCAUCGGUACCACUAUCUUUUCAUUCGGAUUAAUGACAACUUUCCUCCCAAUUCAACUAUACCUCGUUGAUACAUUUACCUAUGCUGCAAGCGCAAGCGCAGCUGCUUCUACGCUCCGUUCGUUGCUCGCAUUCGCAUUCCCUCUCUUUGGACAACAAAUGUUCGCCGCACUCGGUUAUGGGGGAGGCAACACCCUUCUUGCAGGUCUUUCCAUUGUCAUCGGUAUACCGUUCCCCAUCUGGAUAUAUUACGCUGGUGAACGUAUACGUGCAAGGAGCUCUCUGUCUCGUUGA